AGCUGUGGAGCCAGAGAAGACUGUGCGCACUUCUCUCCGCACUCAUCCCGCAGCAGCACAGCUCCCUUGGUCCUUCUGCUCUCCUUGUCUCCACUCGGAAGAACCGGCCAUGUCUCGGCAGUCAACCUGCAGAAGCUUUGGAGGCGGAAGCAAAAGGGGAUUCAGCUCUUGCUCUGCCGUUGGUGGUGGCUUUGGAGGAUGUGGGGGCAGAAGCAGAAUCAGCUAUAGCUCGUUCUCCACAUCCAGGGGAUUUGGAGGCAAUGGACGUUGUGCAGGUUUUAGCAGCAGGAGCCUCCAUAACAUGGGUGGCAACGGAAGGAUUUCCAUGGGUGGCUCUUUUGGCGGUGGAUAUGGAUGUAGAAUUGGUGGCUUUGGUGGAGGCUUUGGAGGAGGAUUUGGCGGCAUUGGAGGAGGUAUCAUUGGUGGAGGAAUAGGUGGCUUUGGUGGCCCUGUGAGAGGUGGCCCUGGGUUCCCUGGAGGCAUCCAACCGGUGCAGGUUGACCCAACCCUCCUGCGGCCAGUCCAUGUUGAUAUUGACCCUCAGAUCCAACAAGUGAAGUGCCAGGAGAAGGAGCAGAUCAAGACUCUUAACAAUCAGUUUGCCUCUUUCAUUGACAAGGUCCGCUUCCUGGAGCAACAGAACAAGGUCCUGGCCACCAAAUGGGAGCUGCUCCAGCAGCAAGGACCAAUGGGCCCAAGGAAGAACCUGGAUGUCAUCUUUGAAAACUACAUCCAGAACCUGAGGAGGAGGCUGGAUUCCCUCCUGGGACAGAGGGGGCAGCUCGAGUCGGAGCUGCAGAACAUGCGGCAAUACGUGGAGGAGUACAAGACCAAGUAUGAAGAAGAAAUCAACAGGCGCACUGCUGCUGAGAAUGAGUUUGUGGUGCUCAAGAAGGAUGUGGACUGUGCCUACAUGACUAAAGUAGAGUUGGAAGCCAAGGUGGGAGCUCUGACCGAUGAAAUCAGCUUCCUGAGGUGCAUCUAUGAGGAGGAGCUGGCUCAGAUGCAGACCAUCAGCCGAGACCUGUCCGUGGUGGUGUCCAUGGACAACAACAGGCACCUGGACCUGGACAGCAUCAUCGAGGAGGUCAGGCGCCAGUACGAGCAGAUCGCCCAGAACAGCAGAGCUGAAGCUGAGGCUUGGUACCAGAGCAGGUAUGAAGAGCUGCAGAGCACUGCUGGAAGGCACGGGGACAGCCUCCGCAACACCAAGAUUGAGAUCCAGGAGCUGACCAGGAACGUGCAGAGGCUGCGGACUGAGAUCGAGAACGUCAAGAAGCAGAACCAUCAGCUGCAAUCAGCAAUUGCUGAGGCCGAGGAGCGGGGUGAGAUGGCCCUGAAGGAUGCCAGGAGGAAACUGGAAGAGCUGGAAUGUGCCCUGAGCAAAGACAAGGAGGAGCUGGCUCGCUUGCUGAAGGAAUACCAGGAGCUGCUCAACAUCAAGAUCGCGCUGGAUGUUGAGAUUGCCAUGUACAGGAAGCUGCUGGAAGGAGAAGAGAACAGGCUCUGUUUCGAUAACCCAUCCAACGUCAAUGUCUCUGUGGUAGGCAAAGGCUCUGUGGUUGGAGGCAGACCCUGCGGCUUCAGCCCCAGCAAUGGCUUGGGAGGAGGAGUGUGCGUGGUGGGAGCACCAACCAUCAUCGGAGGCAACUGUGGCUUGGGAGGAACCAUCCUCACCAGCGGCUUCUCCUCUGGAAGUGGGAGGAUUUGCAACCCUGGAGGUGGCAGCUUCAUGGCCGGGGCUGGAUCCUCCUCGGUGCGCAGAUGCGUCAGCACCACGAGUCAAAUCCUCGGGUGUCAAAUACUGAGCCCUGCCUUCAGUCCCCGCAAGGAAAGCAGCACCGUCCCCUCCCUGCAGCCUGCAGCACAGCCCCUGCCACCCUCACCGGUGCCCAGCAAUGAACUGGUCCUCCUAUAGCUCAGAGCAUCUUUAAGUCACCCUGCCCAAGGUGGGGGGGUCUGCAGUGGAACCCAGCUCCUCUCGGAGCCCCACCAGCUCCAGGGGUGGAAGAUCUCCCCUAUGCGUUCCAGCACCCAUCUGAGCAUCCCUCGCCACGCUUCUUGCUGCUGUCCCCCCCACCCCGGCUGCUGCUGUUUUUGAGGAGGAGUGCGUUAAAAAUGGCUCUUUCCUGUCACUUUUCAAGGUCUCUUUUUCAAUGGCCGCGUGUCGUGUCCUGCAUGUCACCCACAUGCUUGUUUCAGCUCUUAUCAGGCGCUCAUGUGAGCAGGAGAAACGUGAUAACGUCUCAUAGUCAGAGUUGGGAGUGAGAAAUGGGUCUCUGAGGUGUCCACCUCACCUUGGUGGAGUAAUUUGGCAGCUUUAAUGUUUUAUAGAUCCCUUUCCCUCUUCUUCACGCCUGACGUAUGCACGGCCUUAUUGCAGCCCUCCUGUUGCGUGAGCCCUGCUGCAUGGCUGCUUCCUGCCCGCACCCCUCUCCUCCGAGUUCUCCAUUACCAAUAAACCGCAGACAGAUGAAAAGA
Melopsittacus undulatus (budgerigar) is the source of this 2481-nucleotide messenger RNA. Its product is annotated as keratin, type II cytoskeletal 6A-like. Gene Ontology annotation, biological process: intermediate filament organization; keratinization. Gene Ontology annotation, cellular component: keratin filament. Gene Ontology annotation, molecular function: structural constituent of skin epidermis. Lineage: Eukaryota; Metazoa; Chordata; Aves; Psittaciformes; Psittaculidae. The record is from RefSeq and is a predicted model, not a curated record.